Messenger RNA from Periconia digitata, 872 nucleotides. The record is from the annotation of a GenBank genome assembly. NCBI's taxonomy places the organism in Eukaryota, Fungi, Ascomycota, Dothideomycetes, Pleosporales, Periconiaceae.
AUGAUACUCCACUGCCCAAGUCCCCCAUCCAUCCACAGAUCCACACCUCGCGUGUGCAACGUGCGUGCCCAACCUCACCCAAGGUUGAAAAAUCCUACCAGGUACAUGUCAUCCUUGUACUGUAUAGAUAAUGUAAGACGGGAAGCACCCCCCCAUUCCCAUUCCUCCGCCGACUUCCCGCCGCCGCAAGAACAAAAAUCCCUCGAAUCUUCUUGGGGUAUUCGAAGGUUUUCUUGGCGCAAUGGCUGUGUGCGCAUGGAAGUACCUAUCGCAGCAGUGGGAUAGAUAGCUGACGGGUUCUCGCUUCGAGGCUGAUGCUGAUGCAUGGCCGAACGAACGUUCGGGUAUGAUGAAGCACCUCGAAGCAGAAAGAGAGUAGAAAAUAAAAAGUUAAGGCCCAAACUCAACCCAGACCUCGGUGUUCCCUUUUUUUCUCCUUUCUUGCUUGCUGCUGAGGUUUCUCACACGCACAUCCACGCACAUGUGCGUGUAUAUUCCCGCAUCUGCAAGUGGAUCAAGUAAGGUAAGGUACCUAGGUAGGUGAGAUCCCCACCAUCACUCAUCAUCACAAUCCUAUUCCUUACCAGGUAGACGGAAAAAAAUCUGUGCGGCACCGAAAGUGAAGGACUAAAAUCAUUUGUUUCUUCGUUCUUUUUCUGUUUCGGUAAUAGCGGGACAUGUAUGUGUGUGGAUGCUCCGGGAGAGAGGGAUACGAACCUACAUGUGCUUAUGUACCUGUAUAUGUACGUGUAUGGACUUGAGUGUCCGCCGCUGCACGAGUUCGCCGGGAUAGAAAAGGGCAGAAGAAUGGGGAAGGAGGACGGAGGACGGCGGAUGUAGGGAUUUUCUCUUCCAUUUUCCCUUUGCCGUAU